GGCAUGGUGAGUGUUUGCGCCGCUAAACGCAUGCAACUGUUCGUUAAAAUUGCAAGACUCGAUUCGCCGGUGGAUAUUCGCGUGUUCACGUUGCGAAAUUAAUUCCCCGGCAUUAAUCACGUCGUUUGUCUCUCACGUGUCAAACGUGAUGUCUCCGCAAAUAUUCCGCCUCGUUCACACAAGUGGCCUGCUCUGGCAGGCCACAAACAAGUCCCUGCUGGCAAAGCUGCGGAAGAAGACUGGCUACACCCUUGCCAACUGCAAGAAAGCUCUGGAGAUGCACGAGAACGACGUGCAGAAGGCUGAAGAGUGGUUGCGGAAACAAGCGCAACAGUAUGGAUGGAUCCAAGCAGCCAAGCUGCAGGAUCGCAGCACCAAACAAGGUCUAAUCACAGUGACAGUGGAUCAGAAUUAUGCAGCUCUGGUGGAGGUCAAUUGUGAAACUGACUUUGUGGCGCGGAACAAGAAAUUCCACAGCCUCGCUGAGACCGUGAUAUCGGCAGUGCUGAGUCACACCAAGAGCCAGGAGCUUCAGAACGAAGUGCAGCGUACUGUGUUCCACAUAGAUGCUCUUAAAACACUCCCAGCAGCCGACGGCAAGAUCUUAAGCGACCACACCGCCUUGGCCAUCGGCGACUUGGGCGAGAACAUCAGUCUGCGGCGCGCACUCGCCGUCAGCGUGCGACCGGACGUCACACUGUUCGGCUGUACGCAUCCGGCGCCCAUGAACCCCGUCCCCGUGUCCUUCGGCAAAUACGGUGCUCUCGUCGCCGUCAAGAGCAAGACAAGUGACGAUAUAUUGGGCGCACAGCUUUGCCAGCAUGUUAUAGGCAUGGACCCGCAGACGAUCGGGAACCCGCGGGUCGACGAGCCACACGACAACACGGAUGAGGAGACCUGUAUGAUCUAUCAAGAGUUCCUGCUGGAUCCUAGUCUUUCAGUGCAGGAACUAUUGGAAAGCGCACAAGCUGAGGUCGUCGAUUUCGCGCGUUUCGAGGUCGGCGAGGAGCUAGACGAAUCUACCUUAGAACCGACACUGGAGAAUGUUCAGACCUGCGGCUGAAGUCGCAGGUGAUUAUCCGUUAUACCGAUUAUCUUCGAUUAUCGUACGUUAAUAUUAAUUUUCACUUGAAUACGCAGCGUGUUCCAACUACUACUAUUGUUCUCAAGAAUGAGAACGACGGAGGACCGAUUCAAAAACCGUAGAUAUUUCCAAAAUUCGGGUAAUCAUUUAGAACAGAAGAAUCUGUCGUAAAUAACACUUCUUAUCGUCAGUGAUAUACAUAUAGAUAUAUAAACUGUAAUAAAAUUUAUUAUAUUCCACAUAAAAAUAAAAAUUCUAUUUAGUUUAGUCUAA
Messenger RNA from Odontomachus brunneus, 1357 nucleotides. It is a transcript of the gene mEFTs, whose product is annotated as elongation factor Ts, mitochondrial. Gene Ontology annotation, biological process: mitochondrial translational elongation. Lineage: Eukaryota; Metazoa; Arthropoda; Insecta; Hymenoptera; Formicidae. The transcript has 4 exons. The record is from RefSeq and is a predicted model, not a curated record. Gene Ontology annotation, molecular function: translation elongation factor activity; protein binding. Bases 149 to 1063 code for a protein of 304 amino acids. Gene Ontology annotation, cellular component: mitochondrial matrix.